UCGGCACGUGUUCGCGCUCGGACGACGGUCACCUCAUCGUGCACAGUGACACUGGUUGCAUUCGGCCAUGAAAUAUGCUUAUCCGGUCUCUCAUGUCCUUAGCGACUUGAGCACCGCUCAAUUAUCACUUAAAAUCGCUCGACAUUCUCCAUGUACUCACUGUGCAUGUACCGGCCUUCAUCCAGACCCCGACGAUGAGGUCGUCUUUGACGACGAGGUCCAACCUACAUUUUCCAUUGGAGAUCUUGGGCAAUAUGGAUCUGACGAUGAAGAUGCAACACCUCCAUAUCUCGAGUUUUGUGGAUGCGGGCACGGGCUGAAAGAACAUGAUGCCACGGAGAUCGGCAUUGGUGUCGAGGAGUUCUUGAGAAGGAGCAGGGUUGCUGUUCGUCUGGAUGAGCUCUUGAAGGAUGCAGGCAAGCUUCUGGACUUCGAUUACAUCGACGACGAUAUCGCUUCGCUCAGAAAACAAAUGAGACUUCCAGUGUCCGCUGUUGCACCUUCUCAACCUCUUGGUUAUUCACGAACCUCAGAUGGUUCCCCUCCUACGAAGAGGCGUCGUCUCUCUCUUUCCUCCCUCAGCGAAGCGGAUGACGAUGACGAUGACGAUGAAGAGGACAAACCUCUAGCCGCGCGAAUGAAUUCGAGGAUGGGGUCGAGACCGGAAAAAUCAACCCGGAAAACUGGUCAGAAAAGUGGGAAGAAAGGCCCAGGGAAAGUUCCCAAAGGCAAAACCAAUGGUGUUCCACGAAAGGGUCAUAAGAGUAAAGGUGUGAAUGGAAUAAAUGGGCAUUCCGCACGGGUCAAGGUGGAAGACAAACUUGGCGAUGAGCAGAUAACACGCCUAGCCACGGGUGUCCCAGUGGAUGCUUCUUCUCCUAAUGAACCCGUCGUUCGUACAGAAAAGAUGGCCGCUAUCGAACUUCGAAAAGGAGUAAUUCAAAUCACAUCUGUGGAGAAUGACAAACAUCCUCGAUCGUAUGUCAUUCUCACCGGGCUCAAGACUUUAUUUCAGAAGCAGCUGCCGAAGAUGCCUCGCGAAUAUAUCGCAAGACUAGUCUAUGAUGGGAAUUCAAAGGCACUCGCAAUCAUCAAGCGCGGCUACAAAGUCGUUGGCGGAAUUUGCUAUCGGCCCUUUCCUCAUCGAGGAUUCGCCGAAAUUGUUUUCUUUGCAACCGCGUCGGUGGAUCAAGUCAAAGGCUAUGGAGGCAUGCUUAUGGAUCACUUCAAAGCUCACAUUCGCAAGACGUAUCCAAACAUGAUGUACUUUCUGACUUAUGCGGACAACUACGCCGUCGGCUACUUCGAAAAACAAGGUUUUUCCAAGGAGAUCACUUUAGAUCGUUCAAUAUGGGCCGGUUACAUCAAAGACUACGAGGGCGGAACUAUCAUGCAAUGCACAAUGCUUCGCAAGGUGGACUACCUUGACAAAGUUUCUAUCAUCACCCAACAACAGGAAGCCGUCAUCUCGAAAAUCCGCGAGAUGUCCAGGUCGCAUAUCAUCCAUCCCGGUCUGCCGCAAUUCCAAGUAGGUACCGAUGAAGUCACCGUUGACCCUAGCGAUGUUCCGGGCCUCAGAGAGUGUGGGUGGACUCCGGAAAUGAUGAUGCAGCCGUUGCGUGUUACACCUAGAAGUGCAGAUCAUGGUUUCAUGGAGCAUUUGUUGCGGGAGCUACAAGAACACGGAAUGGCCUGGCCUUUCCUAGAACCAGUGAAACGUGAAGACGUGCCAGAUUAUUACGACGUCAUCACGAAUCCAAUGGACUUCAAGACGAUGGAACACAAACUGGAGACCCAUCAAUACGGAUCUGUGGAUGACUUUGUUGCUGACGCUAACUUGAUAUGGGAAAAUUGUAGGGCGUACAACCCGCCCGAGAGCAUAUACCAGAAGGCCGCUGCCAAGUUGGAGAAGUUGGUCACUGCCCGGAUGGCAGAGAGAAAUAAGCAAGAAGAUUAGCUAGUCCAUGACACAUGCGUCUUCCCAGUUUAACUUAUUUACCACUUAAUUUACAGUAUCUGACUUGCACUUGUAUCUAUAGCUCACUGUAUCCUAACAUGUAUCUCACUUCGU
Messenger RNA from Desarmillaria tabescens, 2071 nucleotides. RefSeq lists its product as uncharacterized. Gene Ontology annotation, biological process: chromatin remodeling; positive regulation of transcription by RNA polymerase II. Bases 68 to 1957 code for a protein of 629 amino acids. The record is from RefSeq and is a predicted model, not a curated record. Gene Ontology annotation, molecular function: protein binding; histone H3 acetyltransferase activity. NCBI's taxonomy places the organism in Eukaryota, Fungi, Basidiomycota, Agaricomycetes, Agaricales, Physalacriaceae. The transcript is spliced from 8 exons. Gene Ontology annotation, cellular component: histone acetyltransferase complex.